AAGGCGAAAACCCCGAGGAUGUCAAGCAACAUAUCUUUAUGAAUAGACACUUGGAAAUACUUCGAUUCUACGCACUUCAACAGUCUGUUGAAGUUAUUUCAAGGCGACUGAUUUAACUGCGGCUUAAAAGUGAUGUAAAGUUAAAGGUAAUGGAUGUGGAAGCUUUGCAAAACCAAUACAUAGGAUAUCACUCGCAAAAUAUAACCGAUGAAAGUAAGGAAAAGGGGCUUGAGAGGAUCUCUAAGGAAUUCUUGAGCACUGUUGAACCUGGAGACAGAUUUGCACAGGGAGUGGAUUUUUAUGAAGACAUAGUGAGAAUUUCUCAGUAUUUUGAUGAGCAUGAAGACUUCUAUAAAAUGGUGAAGGCUGGAAUAAACAGCCUGGAGAAAUAUGGAUUGAACUUGUGGAAGUUCCCCUGGCGUAAAGAAUACCACACUGUUAAGCUUUACACUGCAUUUUUUAAAUGCAACAUUGAAAAACAACUGAAAGACAAGGACUUCAUAUUGUCUGUUUUGGAGUUUCUCGGCUACACAGAAAGAGAUGAACAGAAAGUGUCUUUGAAAGAUUCUGAAAGAAGAAAUGCCAUGAGGGCGUCCUUCUACCUUUAUUUACUACAGGUGGAGUUACAGCUGAUCGAGGAAAUUCAAAGUCAAAUUUCAACCAGAAAUAUUCCACUGGAGAAAAUUGUCAAAGUAAGAUCAAAAAAGCGUACCGUGGAAGAAGCUAUUCAUUAUCUAGACAUAAAAAUUGCCAAUAAACGGCGAAAACUUGAACUGUCAAAAGCAAUAUCCAGUGGUGCUGCAGAUGCUAUUAAUCGAUCAAACGAGCCUACAGUCGGUAACAGAUACAUUCCUGUUGCUGAACUACCACAUUACAAAGUACCACCAGGAGGUGUUGACUCGGGACAGGUUACAGACAACGUUUUGUAUGGUUUAAGUCCUAAAGGAACCCAAACUGAGCACGCAGAUACAUACAACUGUGAUGCGCGUAACCAGAGAUUACUUGAUUCUCGUAAUCAUGGCAGAUAUGAUGAUGCUACAAUGAGUGUCGCUGGAAGGGAAAAGACCAGUGAUAGCCAGCAUGCUACGAAGCCUCUAACAGGCAGUCCACUGUACUCUGCUAACGCAAAAGGAGGCCACCAGCAUUAUGUUGAUUCACGUUGCAGCACUUAUCCUCGAUCUGGAUGUGAUGAUGCUAGAAUGACUGUCACUCGAAGGGAAAAGACCACUGAUAGCCAGUAUGCUACAAAGCCUUCAACAGGCAGUCCACUGUACUCUGCUUACACAAAAGGAGGCCAGCAGCAUGGUGCUGAUUCACGUUACCGCACUUUCCCCCUACCUGGUUCACCAUACACUCCUGGUAACACUAAAGGUCGAAUUGAAGAAUCCAAAAUGCAACUGGCUUUACAUAGUAAUGGCUACUCGUUCAGGAGUUCAGAGGGAGCUGGCGCAAUUGCACAUGGUACAAACACCAGGUAUGUGAACCUCAGAGGUACUAAUGGUUCGUAUAGUCAGAAUAUUACAUCCAGUGGAUUGGAUAAAUCUUUGCUCACCAGACAGGGUGGGAGACCCAUUCAUCAAACUUCCAGCUCUCACUCUGCCCAGGGCUUUACUGGAAUGGAGAAUGAGAGGCAUGCGAGAUCCACGUGUCAUUUGUCAGGCAACAAUGAGCCUUCUUACGCUAGUAAAGCUGCACAAGCUUCUCAGCAGAACAGGAACAUGUCCAGCGAAGACAAGAGGCAGCCAGAAAAUGUGAGGCAUAUUCCUGGUGCGGAUGAAGCCGCUAAAUCAAUGCAAGCAAGUCCUGUAGCGUCUGGUAACACAGCUGUUUACAAUAUCAGCUCUGGUGCAACUGAAGGGAAGAGUCAUUUAUCAGAGAAACCCUUGUCGCAUGUGGUGUCUCGAACAACCAGGAAUUCCACUCAGAAAGAGGAUUUCCAACCAGUUCAAAUUCCUAAUCGAGGUUCGGUGAAAGAAUUUCAGACUGGAGCUGUAUCAACUACUCAAACCACAUCAUACGAGGCUCGAGCAGCGAACAAAGCCAACAAAGUUGAAAACAGCAUAUGCGUUUUGUGCCGGCUAGAAGCCUCAUGCAUUUGCCGUUCUUGUUUUCGAUGUGUCUGUGAAAAAUGCAAGGAAACCUAUUCUGCUGCUCUUUGCGAAGAAACUAAUGGAGGUCAUCAAUUUGUUAAAUUGAAGGUCCCCAAGGGAAAGUGUGAACAGAGCUUAAAAAUUAGCAGAGAAGAGUGGUCCUGUGUUCGUUGCACGUUCUUCAAUCCUGCAGAGAAAAAAAUUUGUCAAAUGUGUGCCACGACACGUGGACUUGGUGCUGUGGAGCUGUCAAAGCCUGGCAGCAGAGUUUGUGGGGCAUGUACAUACCACAACAAUGAAAACGCUAGGUAUUGCUGCGCUUGUCUUUAUAAUCUAGAUUUGAAUUGUCCUGAAACGGCGUGCUAAAACAGUGUAAGGCUUCUCUUUUGCUCAAGUUACUAAAAUGUUAAUAAGAAAAGGAACGGUUCUUGUGCCCAUCACAACUUUCGAAUAUGGGGGUUAAGAAACCAAAAACUGAUUUUAGCGAGUGAAAACUCUUAUGCUAUCUAUUGAGCGAAGUAUGAUUGUGGUCACUGUAUUUAGUCAAAUUCGGCAACUGAGUCGUUCGACAUCAAUUGUGAAAACAAUUCAGUUUUUCUUAGAGGGUUUGAACUAGUUUCAUAAAGUAAAGAAGUGCAAAAGAAGAAUGUGUGAACUGUAUUCAGACGAGACUGGUGGUCUAAAAAGAGAGAAUUUCAUUCAGGAUAGUCUCAUUCGCAAUCGUUUCGUAGGUACUGGCGCAACGCUUCCUGCUUCUAACCGAACAAUAUUUCUUUGCAUUACUCCUUCGGUUCUUUGUGGUCAGUAAGUAGAAAUGACGUAACGUUUUGCGUGAUAAUAUGGAAGUUGCGUAUCCAUUGCUAAUCAUACUACCGGUUUAUUUCCCUUGGGAAAACUUCGCUUGAAUUUAGUCCCCUCGCUUGACAGGUGACUAUGUAUAGUACUGAAGGACUCUGUUGUGAACUCCUAUAUUUCACGCACAUUUUAGUUUAGACCCGAACCACUAAAACAGCAAAUUCCAUCAUUUUUUGCGAUAAUUUGCAGGCCUUAAACAACCACUUGCUUUUCGUUUCCUAAUGCUUUAGAACCAAGGUUAAUCAUUCUGGCGGGAAAUAAGUUGCAUUCACUUGUAUAAGCGACUACUCGAGAGGAUAAAGAGGGGCUGUGGUUCUUUCGCGCAGACCAUUGAGGCAACUGCGGCUUCUUAUUUUCAUACAAAGGCAAUCCUCUGACCGUCAGUGCUACAGACCAGUGUUGUCUCAUCGUGGUCGGUUGAACUGGAGAGAUUUUUGAAUCGCGUUCAUCUAACGGCGCAGGAAUUACAUGUAAAAUUCUGUCAAUUAAAAAAAUAUUCGAAAAUGAA
Stylophora pistillata is the source of this 3453-nucleotide messenger RNA. RefSeq lists its product as uncharacterized. Gene Ontology annotation, cellular component: cytoplasm. Lineage: Eukaryota; Metazoa; Cnidaria; Anthozoa; Scleractinia; Pocilloporidae. The record is from RefSeq and is a predicted model, not a curated record.